AUGCACGAAUCUCCGCUUGAUGAAGUGGCCUACCAAGCUAGUGGCGCCCGCAUGCCGGGUGCCAUGGUCAUCGGCGCAGUCGGCAGAGCGAUUUCUGGACGGGUAUCCGAGUUGAAGGCACGUUUGCGGCCCGAGCGGCAAGGAUCCCCUGCGCAAUCGUCAAAGAUUGGCACCAAGAUAACAGCGCUGUGGGAGCGCUGGCAUGGACCCCUAACCUUGUGCUUUUUGCUUGGGACUUUGGUGAACAUGAUGACUAAGGUGUACAUGGAUGCACGAUAUGACGACAUCUGUCGGUGCGCACAUCGCCCUGGCAGCCAAUUUUAUGAAAAUAUGCUUGGCCACAAAGUGGAGGAUUUUCUCAUGAUGCCAAAACCUUGGGACCCAUCUGGAAUCCAAAUUUUCUCUUACACCAUCGAUCUCACAAACACUGCUCAUUGCAUGUCAAUGUCUUUCCUCUAG
Ostreobium quekettii is the source of this 459-nucleotide messenger RNA. The record is from the annotation of a GenBank genome assembly. Lineage: Eukaryota; Viridiplantae; Chlorophyta; Ulvophyceae; Bryopsidales; Ostreobiaceae.